This is a messenger RNA of Hippoglossus stenolepis (Pacific halibut), 498 nucleotides long. RefSeq names its product integumentary mucin C.1-like. The transcript has a single exon. NCBI's taxonomy places the organism in Eukaryota, Metazoa, Chordata, Actinopteri, Pleuronectiformes, Pleuronectidae. The annotation marks the transcript as partial. The record is from RefSeq and is a predicted model, not a curated record.
ACUACAACUACCACUACCCCAACGACAACUACCACUACCACAACCCCAACAACCACUACCCCAACUACAACAACCACUACCCCAACUACAACAACCACUACCCCAACUACAACUACCACUACCCCAACAACAACCACCACUACUCCAACUACAAGUACCACUACCCCAACCACAACCACCACUACCCAAACUACAACUACCACUACCCCAUCUAGAACUACCACUACCCCAACUACAACUACCACUACCACUACCCCAACAACAACAACCACUACCCCAACAACAACUACCACUACCCCAACUACAACUACCACUACUCCAACGACAACUACCACUACCCCAACUACAACUACCACUACCCCAACGACAACUACCACUACCCCAACUACAACAACCACUACCCCAACUACAACAACCACUACCCCAACUACAACUACCACUACACCAAGUACAACAACCACUACCCCAACUACAACAACCACUACCCCAACUACAACA